AUGGGUGUGAAAGCAGACACCGGCACCCUGGCAAAGAUUGUGCCUUUAGUUGAACAAAGGCGGCAAAGUUCAGCACAAACUCAUGCACAUGAAAAAAAUUCAGAGGGUGCACUAUCCCAUUUUGUACCAAUCUUUCAAGAUGGUUUACGAACGUUGGGUGCAGUCAUAGCUUUUCUGUCGGGGUUUGUUUCCUCCUACAGUUUAAGAGGGAAGAAAAAUGCCCAAGCUUCAGCAAAUAAUGGGAAUGGGAAUGAGUAUUCUUUGAAGAGCUGUGAAAAUGGAAUGCGCCAGCCAGAGAUAGGUGCAAGUAUGGACAUUAUCAUUGUCGGUUCUGGGCUUGUUGCUUCGGCACUCGCUUACACCCUUGGGAAGGAUAGGCGCCGAGUGCAUGUGAUUGAAAGAGACUUGACUGAGCCAGAUAGAAUUGUUGGUGAACUGCUACAACCUGGGGCUUAUCUGAGAUUAAUUGAGUUGGGCCUUGAAGAUUGUGUCAAGGAGAUUGAUGCUCAGCGAGUCUUUGGAUUUGCUGUUUACAAUGAUGGGAAAAAAACCAAGUUGCCAUAUCCUUUGGAAAACUUCCAUCCAGAUGUGGUUGGGAUGGGCUUUCACCAUGGGCGUUUCAUUCAAAGAAUGCGCAAAAAAGCUUCAUCUCUCCCCAAUGUAAGGUUGGAACAAGGAACAGUGACAUCUCUGCUUGAAGACAAUGGUAAUAUCAAAGAAGUGCAGUAUAAAUGCAAAGGUAGUCAUCAGGGGAUCACUGCACAUGCCCCCCUCAGAAUUGUAUGUGACAGGUGCUGUUCAAACUUGCGACGCUCUCUCUGCAAUCCUGAGGUUGAUAUUCCUUCUUGUUCUGUAGGUUUGGUUUUUGAGCAAUGUCAGCUUCCAUAUGCAAAUCAUGCACAUGUAAUUUUAGCGGAUCCUUCACUCAUAAUGUUUUAUCCUAUCAGCAGCACUGAGAUCUGCUGUCUCGUUGAUAUUCCAGGCCAGAAAGUACCUUCUGUUUCUAGCGGUGAAAUGGCUUACUACUUGAAAACAAAGGUGGCACCCCAGGUUCCUCCUGAGCUGAAUAAUGCUUUUUUGGCUGCCACUGAGAAGGGAAAUAUAAAAUCAAUGCCCAAUAGGAGCAUGCCUGCUGCUCCUCAUCCCACCCCAGGUGCCCUUCUAAUGGGGGAUGCAGUCAACAUGCAGCAUCCUAUAACUGGAGGAGGCGUGACUCUGGCUCUAUCAGACAUUGUUGUUGUAAGGAAUCUUCUAAGAUUUCUGCACAAUCUCAAUGAUUCACCCUCCCUUUGCAAAUUGCUUGAGUCCUUCUAUACCCAACGUAAGCAAGUGGCUUUUCCCAUAAACACAUUGGCAGGUGCCGCAUACAAGGUGUUAUGUGCAUCCCUUCAUCCAGCAAGGAAGGAAAUGCGCCAAGCAUGCUUCGACUAUUUGAGCCUUGGACGCACCUUUUCAAAUGGACCUCUUGCUCUUCUCUGUGGUCUAAACCUUUGUCCAUUGAGCUUGAUUUUCCAGGUCUUUGUUGUGGGUCUUUAUGCUGUUGGACGCUCUUUACUUCCAUUUCCUUCACCAAGCCGCAUCGGGAGUGUAGCCAGAUUGAUCUUGGGUGGAUUAGGAAUCAUUUUCCCCAUAAUCAACGCUGAAGGAGUAAGACAAAUGUUCUGCCCUGUAGCCACCCUGCAAUCAUAUCUAAGAGGUCCUCCUAUCAUUUGACAUGACGAAAACAACAUACCCAGAGAAACAAAAAACAAGAAUGGUGAAACACAGCUUUUCAACCUUUUAAGAUAAGCUAAUUUGUAUGAAGACAGAUUCUCCCUUGUAAAAAUUUCAGGUGGAAAUUCAUGCCUGAGUUUUUAUUUUUUAUUUUUCUUAAAGUGUACUUAAAAAUAUAUCAUUCAAUACACUACAUGAUCUGUAAUUUCCAUCA
Prunus persica (peach) is the source of this 1927-nucleotide messenger RNA. Its product is annotated as squalene monooxygenase. The transcript is spliced from 9 exons. Gene Ontology annotation, biological process: sterol biosynthetic process. The record is from RefSeq and is a predicted model, not a curated record. Gene Ontology annotation, cellular component: endoplasmic reticulum; membrane. The coding region runs from base 1 to 1713 and encodes 570 amino acids. Gene Ontology annotation, molecular function: flavin adenine dinucleotide binding; squalene monooxygenase activity. NCBI's taxonomy places the organism in Eukaryota, Viridiplantae, Streptophyta, Magnoliopsida, Rosales, Rosaceae.